Messenger RNA from Torulaspora globosa, 1428 nucleotides. It is a transcript of the gene THP1, whose product is annotated as Thp1p. The record is from RefSeq and is a predicted model, not a curated record. Gene Ontology annotation, cellular component: transcription export complex 2. NCBI's taxonomy places the organism in Eukaryota, Fungi, Ascomycota, Saccharomycetes, Saccharomycetales, Saccharomycetaceae. The transcript has a single exon. The coding region runs from base 1 to 1428 and encodes 475 amino acids. Gene Ontology annotation, molecular function: double-stranded DNA binding; RNA binding. Gene Ontology annotation, biological process: transcription elongation by RNA polymerase II; poly(A)+ mRNA export from nucleus; post-transcriptional tethering of RNA polymerase II gene DNA at nuclear periphery.
AUGAUGGACUACUCCCUUGCCCAGUUCUAUCAAGAUGUCAGUAAUGGAGCGUUUCAGGUUAUGGUAGUUGAUUUAGACCUCAAUGGGCAGCGGAUAGCGGCGCUGCAGAGAGAACUACAGGGUCGCCCAAAUGACGGGCAUUUGAUGGACGACAAAGCAUUGGAGGAAGCAGUCGAAUCCCAAGACUUCAGAUUCAACGGCAGAGGCUGGACCAGAUUCAAUAUUAUGAUAACGUCAUUUCUGCAGUUCUGCAGAGACGUCGAUCCAUGGUCGCUCUGGCGCAGUUGCGACUUGAUCUUCAAGUUUUACCAAGACUUGGGGAACUGCCUGCUGAAUGAUUCGUACCCCAUCGACCCGCUCGUUCCGCUGUUCACAGAAUUGACAAAUUAUGUGGUAAACUUGGCGACUAUACUUGAUGCGAAUAGCGUGAAAUUGAAUACGAGACCGCAUCAAUUCCUAUCACAUACAUCAGCAGUGAUAUCCAAGGUUUUUAAUAGCGUAAAACCACCAAGAACUAGCGAGGAUGACGUUUCGAAUGGCAAUGCGGUAGGUCUGCCGGAGAAGCAACGCAUUCUGCUGUACCUAGUGAACAAGCUGAAUAACCUGUAUUUCCGAAUCAAAUCGCCGCAGCUAUGUUCGAACAUUUUUAAGAAUUUCAAGCCAAAAGCCAUGACUUCCUCUUUUGCCCAGUACCCGAUCAGAGAGCAAAUAGAGUACCGCUACCUUCUUGGACGAUACUAUCUGCUGAACCACCGGGUUACUAAUGCAUUUGUUCAGUUGAAUACAGCGUUCAGUCAGCUCAUGUUGAUAGCCAUGACCGCAGGACCGGAUUCGCAGCCGCAGAUCAGACGAAAUUUAUCACGAAUAUUGCGUUACUUGGUUCCAGCGGGCUUAAUGCUGGGCAAAAGCCCCAGGAUUGCAUAUUUAAGCGAGAUCGACCCAAGUCUAUCGGAGAAAUACGCAUCCCUGCUUCAUCACAUGCGAAACGGGAACAUCAGGGCUCUGAACGCGUGGCUAGCGCAUCACGAAAACAGUCUACGAAGAGACCAUUUACUCUUGAUCCUACUGGAGAAGCUGCCGAUGAUCUGCUACCGAAAUCUCAUAAGGACGGUGGUUCAAACGUGCACGAUCCCCCAGAAUACCGGGAAAAUCCCUUACGCGCAGAUAGAAGCAGCUUUCAAGCUCUCCAUUGGAGAGCUCACACCAGAAAAAAUUGACAUACACACUGCUAUUCAUCGUCCCGACAACGUGGAGAACGUCCUAGUGACGCUGAUCAAUUUGGGCCUUCUGAGAGGCAAUUGCUUCCCCAUGCUGCGGCUAUGUGUGGUCAAGAAGACUCAGGCGAUCAGGGAAAUACUGCCCUCAAUACAGGAGAGGAUUCUCGCCACAUUUCCACUCAAUUCAGAGGAUUCAUGGCUAGAUGAUUGA